AAAUUUUAAGUAUAAGCUCCUUUAAUACAAACGCUAAAACGAUCCUUACUUUCAAGCACCUUGCAAGCAGAAGAUUCGACAACAACAAAAUUAACUGGUUAAUAAUUAAGCAAGAUGACUCGUCAUUCCAAAAACUGUACAGCUGGAACUGUGUAUUCAUACCAUGAGAGGAAAAGGGAUGCAUCCUCCUCAGGUUAUGGCACAAACAAAAUGAGACUGGGCAAAGACUCUGUAAAGGAAUUUGAUUGCUGUUGUCUCACACUCCAACCUUGUAAGAACCCUGUUGUAACACCAGAUGGAUUCCUUUAUGACAAGGAGGCAGUUUUAGAAUAUAUUCUUCAUCAGAAAAAAGAAAUUGCAAAGCAACUGAAAAAGUUUGAAAAACAACAGAACAGGGAGCAGGAAGAACUUAAAGAACUGGGGAGAGCAGAGUUGGAAUCUAAGAAACAGACCCUACAGAUCAGUACCCAAGCCCCAGGGGCUGCAGCCAAACAAAAAGCUGCAAAAGCUAAUGGUAUCUCAAACAUGGAUUCCACCAGGUCUAAAGAGCUUCCAAGCUUCUGGAUACCAUCCAUGACUCCUGCCGCAGGAGCCAGCAAAGUGAACAAACCGGAUGAGAAGGUCAAGUGUCCAAUGAGUGGAAAGCCAUUACGACUCAAAGAUCUAAUCACUGUGAAUUUCACCGAUAUUAAUGACAGAGAUUCUAAGACAGCCCUGAUCACUAAACAGGCACGGUAUGUUUGUGCUGUAACAAACGAUGUCCUCGGAAACUCCAUACCCUGUGCUGUCCUCAGACCGUCAGGAAGUGUGGUAACUAUGGAAUGUGUGGAAAAGAUUAUUAAGAAGGACAUGUUGGACCCGAUCAAUGGUGCCAAGCUCAGAGAAAAGGACAUUGUACAGCUACAAAGGGGUGCUUCGGGUUUUGCAGCUGCAGGAAAUGAACUAGAAGCUAAAAAAGAUGGAGCUGUACUUAUGGCUUGAGUCAUAGUACGUGUACUUACUCUACCAACAGACAAAGGAAGAUCAAGCAAAUAAAGUCCUAGUUUGCACUCGAUCUUUUGAGGUGAUUUCGAAAGAAGAUUUCUGAUAUUUUUAUGAAAAAUUUCAAGUUCGUCAGAUACAGGAUAAGGAAUCUUCAUGUCUUAGGUAAAGGACAAACAGUUGAACCUGUUAUAAGACAAAGGACAAAAUGUUGAAAGGUCAAGCUUCACUGGUUACAGGUCAAGAAAAACCAAUAAUGUAAAUGACAGACUGUUGAAAAGGUCAAGCUUAACUCAUUACAGGUCGAGGACAACCUGUUAAAAGUUCAAGGUCAUUGUUAUUAAAGGCCAUAUUUAUAUAAAGUUCAACAAGUCACAGGUCAAGGACAACCUGUUAAAGUUCAAGGGCAUUCUGUUAUUAAAGGUAAUAUUUAAGUCAAGUCCAACCUGUUACAGGUAAGGUAUACAUGUUAAAAGUCAACAGUUUCAUCUUAAUGACUAGACUGGUAUUAUAUUGUCUAUAAUCAGUGUUCUGUUGGCCUGGCCUGUUCUUAAAUGCAGCUUUAGAUUAAGUAAGAGUGAAGAUUGAAAGAUGCAGAAGAAUGAAAGAGAGAAUUGAAUUAAUCGUGUAUGUAAGAAUAUGUUGGAUAAAUUGGAGGACAAAACUCUUUCAUAUUUAUAUUUUAUUUGUCAUUCAUGUGUACAUUUCUAUAGCAUUUUAAUACAAAAAUAAAUUUUAGAUGUAACAUUU
Messenger RNA from Pecten maximus, 1731 nucleotides. Its product is annotated as nitric oxide synthase-interacting protein-like. The record is from RefSeq and is a predicted model, not a curated record. Gene Ontology annotation, cellular component: nucleus. Bases 115 to 981 code for a protein of 288 amino acids. Gene Ontology annotation, molecular function: ubiquitin protein ligase activity. The transcript has 10 exons. NCBI's taxonomy places the organism in Eukaryota, Metazoa, Mollusca, Bivalvia, Pectinida, Pectinidae.